GGAGGAGGAGGAGGGGCUUCAGCCAAAAGUCAGUGAACAUUUACGCGUCGCCGUACUGCUACGCUAGAUAAACUUUCACUAUGUUGUUGUUGUGAGACGGCGAGGUGCAGCAGAAACGGUGAACUUUUGCUUGGUGGAAGUCUGUGGUUAAGUAAGAAAAAACUUAACCACCAAACGGAGGAUUUGUGCAGCUGUUUACGCACUCACGGAGAAGAAAGCGCCCUGUGACUUCCUGGUUCACCGCCACAGGCAGGAUGUCGGUGACUCCACGCCGUGUGCGCCUGAAGCCGUGGCUCGUGGCGCAGGUGGAUAGUGGGCGCUACCCGGGGCUGGUGUGGAUUGACCGUGAUGCCAUGCGCUUUAAGAUCCCGUGGAAACACGCCACCCGCCACACACCGCAGCACGAGGACGAAGACACCAUAUUCAAGGCGUGGGCUGUGGAGACAGGGAAGUUCCAGGAGGGAGUCGAUGAACCAGAUCCGGCCAAGUGGAAGGCCCAACUGAGAUGUGCGCUCAAUAAAAGCAGAGAAUUUAACCUGAUCUACGACGGCACCAAAGAAGUUCCAAUGAACCCCCUGAAGAUUUAUGAUGUGUGUGAUAUUCCACAACCCAUGAGUAACCAAGCUCUUUCUGAUGCUGGUUCAUGGACUCCUGGAGAUGAUGAUGGUGGAGACGAAGAUAUUCCCAACACACCAGAAUCCCUUCCUCCAUAUCCAUCCAAUGGCACGAGCCCAUCUCCUCUGAUCCUGUGGUCUCCCUGCUCAGAAGCCUCCAUGCAGCCCCCCAGCUGCCCUCCUUCAAAUGAGGUAUGGCCCAAAGAGGAGCCCAACAAAGUGUGGCCUAAAGAGGAGCCAGUGGAUGUGGAAAUGCAGCCUCCCCCAAUGGCUGUCAUGGCUCCCACUGCUCUGCCUGAAACAAUAAUGCAACCCCCACCUCUGUCUGAUGCCCUGUUUGCCACUCCAGAGACGUGGAUCAGUUCUCUCCCAAUGACAGACCUGGAGGUGCAGUUCCUGUACAGAGGCAAAGAGAUGUGUCCUACACUAACAGUCAGUAACCCUCAGGGCUGCAGGCUGUUUUAUGGAGACCUGGGUCCGAUGGUGAAUCAGGAGGAGCUCUUUGGACCCGUGAGUUUGGAGCAGCUGCGCUUCCCUACCACUGAGCACAUCACUAAUGAAAAACAGCGCAUCUUUACCAACCGCCUGCUGGACGUGAUGGACCGUGGCCUCAUCCUGGAGGUCAACGGACAUGACAUCUACGCCGUGCGCCUCUGUCAGUGCAAAGUGUACUGGUCUGGUCCCUGUGCUCCCAAUCCAGCUGCCCCUAAUCUCAUUGAGAGACAGAGGAAGGUCAAGCUGUUCUGCCUCGAGUCUUUUCUCAGCGGUGUAAUUGCUCAUCAGCGUGGCCAGACUCCAAACCCACCCAAUUUUGAUAUCAGUCUGUGCUUUGGAGAGGAGUGGCCCGACGGCCGCCCCAGAGAGAGGAAACUGAUCAUGGUCCAGGUUAUUCCGGUUGUGGCGCGUAUGAUCAGUGAGAUGUUUUCUGGAGACAACACUCGCUCCUUUGACAGUGGCAGUGUUCGUCUGCAGAUUUCGAUUCCUGACAUCAAAGACAACAUCGUGACUCACCUGAAGCAGCUGUACUGUCUGCUGCAGACCCAUCAGGGCCAGGAGGGGUGGACCAUGCCCCCUGGUCCCGGUUUGAACAUUGUUCAAGCUCUGCAGUCACAGUGAAACACUACAUAUUAUGGACUAUUGACUCUUGACUACCCUUGCUCAUUAGUACUUAUGUGUAUUAUCUUGUAUUUAUGUUCAUCGAUCGUUUUGUAUUACUAUACGCGGUAGUUUCCAUUAUAUGUGAAGGAGACACAUCUGUAGACUGCAUAGGCCAAAGUCCUGUUCUCCGUAAGGGAACAUUUUACAAAUGAGUUACAGAAAUGGUCAGGGCAUUAUUUACCCUCAGUACCAUAACUGCCGUGUUUUGUGUCCAUCGCCCAGAGUUCUGUCAAUACUGCUUCUUUAAACUUCUCCGGGUGCCAUUCAGCUUUAAAUUUUUUUUGUUUUAUUUUUGGUCAAUAUAAAAACCUUAUAAAAUGUUCAGUUUGUCAAAUGUAUCACCACACAUGUUAAUGGGUAUUCUCUUUUUUUCUUGUGUAGCUUUAUUUAAUUGCAAUGUAUGAAACAUUACAGUAAUCAGCUUUAUUUGUUUUGAGAUGGAGGCCAAUGCAGUUGGAGUGCUGAAGUACAUUUUAUAGUUGGUGCGUGUGUACUUAAACAUUAUUGUAUUUUUAGCAAUCACAAUGACAAAUCUUGUAAUACUUUUGAAUAUUAAAUCGUGUCUUCUUUAAACACAG
Molecule: messenger RNA, 2350 nt
Organism: Periophthalmus magnuspinnatus
Lineage: Eukaryota; Metazoa; Chordata; Actinopteri; Gobiiformes; Gobiidae
Gene: irf6
Product: interferon regulatory factor 6
Exons: 8
Coding region: 255-1730 (491 amino acids)
Biological process (GO): immune system process; regulation of transcription by RNA polymerase II
Cellular component (GO): nucleus
Molecular function (GO): DNA-binding transcription factor activity, RNA polymerase II-specific; protein binding; RNA polymerase II cis-regulatory region sequence-specific DNA binding
Source: RefSeq, a predicted model, not a curated record